ACAUUACAUGUACUUAUUUUAGAUCUGACCUGGCAAAAACACAAUUUACAUUCACCUAAUUGGCAUUUUCUGCAGUUGCUGAGCAAUGUCGUCGCCGCCACCGAAGCCAGUAGUUGGGGUGGGAGUUUUUCUGCUCAAAGAAAAUAAGGUGUUGCUCGGCCGCCGCCGCACCGCCGUCGGCUACGGUACUUUCGCCCUUCCCGGCGGCCACCUCGAAUUCGGAGAGACAUUUAGGGAGUGCGCAGCGAGGGAAGUGAGGGAGGAAACGGGGCUAGAGAUCAAUGGGGCAGAGUUUUUGAGCGUGACCAACACCGUGCUUUCGCAGCCCAAACCAACGCAGCUGAUUGCAAUUCUGAUGCGCGCAUCCCUUGCGGAUGCCGAUCAGACGGCUAUCAACGCCGAACCCGAUAAAUGCGAUGGCUGGGAUUGGUACGAUUGGGACCAUCUUCCCACACCUUUGUUCCCCGUACUAGAAACUGCCGUUCUACAAGGCCUCAAUCCCUUCCCCCCCAAAUAACAACACACGGCAUCUACUUCCAAAACAUGGACAAACUCAUAUUAUGAUUAUUUAAAUAAUUUGCUGAACUAAGUUGGAUUUUAAUUCGAUUGCUCUUUAUUUAUA
This is a messenger RNA of Salvia hispanica, 622 nucleotides long. RefSeq names its product nudix hydrolase 1-like. Gene Ontology annotation, molecular function: 8-oxo-7,8-dihydrodeoxyguanosine triphosphate pyrophosphatase activity. The record is from RefSeq and is a predicted model, not a curated record. Gene Ontology annotation, biological process: dGTP catabolic process. NCBI's taxonomy places the organism in Eukaryota, Viridiplantae, Streptophyta, Magnoliopsida, Lamiales, Lamiaceae. Gene Ontology annotation, cellular component: cytosol.